Molecule: messenger RNA, 2780 nt
Organism: Dicentrarchus labrax (European seabass)
Lineage: Eukaryota; Metazoa; Chordata; Actinopteri; Moronidae
Gene: mta3
Product: metastasis associated 1 family, member 3
Exons: 19
Coding region: 221-2332 (703 amino acids)
Biological process (GO): negative regulation of transcription by RNA polymerase II
Cellular component (GO): NuRD complex; nucleoplasm
Molecular function (GO): transcription coactivator activity; histone deacetylase binding; sequence-specific DNA binding
Source: RefSeq, a predicted model, not a curated record
GCCGUGAGUUCACUGUAUUGUAAAGGGAACAGUGAAAUCUAGGAGGAGGGGGGGUCGAUUUGCCAAAAUUUCUCCCGACUGGGCGCACAUCCGGAGUCUCUCGACGAUCCUAAUUUAUCGCACCUUACACCUUUUAAAGAAACUGAGUUUUAUUUGUUUUUAUUAAUUUAUUCUAUUCCUCUUAGUUUAUGGUUUACGUUAACACUCCGGGAGGGCAGAAAUGGCGGCCAACAUGUACCGGGUCGGAGAUUAUGUAUUUUUUGAGAACUCCUCCAGUAACCCUUACCUGAUCCGCCGGAUAGAAGAACUCAACAAGACGGCCAGUGGGAAUGUGGAGGCCAAGGUGGUUUGUUUCUACAGAAGGAGAGACAUCUCCCACAGCCUCAUCCAGCUCGCAGACAAACAUGCAAAGGAGUUGGAAGAAGAGAAGGAGAGUCCGACAGAGACAGAUUUAACAGAAAAACAGAAACACCAGCUUCGCCACAGAGAGCUCUUCCUGUCCCGGCAGUAUGAGAGUCUACCUGCGACACACAUCAGGGGGAAGUGCAGUGUCGCAUUAUUGAACGAGACUGAAGCCGUUCUUUCAUACCUUGACAAAGAGGAUACGUUCUUCUACUCGUUGGUGUAUGACCCAACACAGAAGACCCUUCUGGCCGACAAAGGAGAGAUCAGAGUGGGACCGCGCUUUCAGGCAGACGUACCUGAAAUGCUACAAGAGGGUGAGGCAGAUGACAGGGACCAGUCCAAGCUAGAAGAGAAAUUGUGGGAUCCAGAGUGUCCACUCACCAACAAACAGAUAGACCAAUUCCUAGUGGUGGCACGGGCGGUUGGGACCUUUGCUCGAGCGUUGGACUGCAGCAGUUCAGUUAGACAGCCGAGCUUACACAUGAGUGCAGCUGCAGCCUCACGAGAUAUCACACUGUUCCAUGCGAUGGACACACUGCAUCGCCAUAAUUACGACCUGUCCAGCGCGCUGAGUGUACUGGUCCCAGCAGGCGGCCCCGUGCUCUGCAGGGAUGAAAUGGAGGAGUGGAGUGCCUCGGAAGCCGCCAUGUUCGAAGAGGCACUAGAGAAAUACGGGAAAGACUUCAACGACAUCCGACAAGACUUUCUGCCAUGGAAGUCUCUGACUAGUAUCAUAGAGUACUACUACAUGUGGAAGACCACAGACAGAUAUGUGCAACAGAAGAGACUGAAGGCAGCAGAGGCAGAGAGCAAACUGAAGCAGGUUUAUAUCCCCACAUAUAACAAGCCCAACCCCAACCAGAUCUCAAUGACCAAUGGCAAGAUGGCGACAGUGAAUGGAGCGGGCCCUGGGGCCUACCAUGCAGCGGGCGGAGGCAGAGCCUGCGAGAGCUGCUAUAGUGAGUUUGCCAUGCAGUCGGCCCAGUGGUACUCAUGGGGUCCUCCGAACAUGCAGUGCCGCCUGUGCGUUUCCUGCUGGAUGUACUGGAAGAAGUACGGAGGCCUGAAGAUGCCAAGCAGAGCAGAGGCCCCCGAGGAGAGGACCUCCCCCAGUCCAGCAAGCAAUGAGCCUCGCUCACGGAGUCACGGUCCUCGUCAGUCCAACCACAUGGUGCCAAUGCGAAACAGCGGCAGCCCCAAGUCCUCCAUGAAGACCAAGCAGGCUUUCCUGCUGCAGGCCACCCGCCUAACCAAGCUGGCCCGGCACAUGUGCCGUGACAUCAUCAGGCUGCGCCGUGCUGCGCGCCGGCCCUUUGUCCCCAUUAACUGUGGGGCCAUAAAGGCAGAGUACAUGUUAAGGGUGUCCGAAGGGCAGGGGACUCGCCUACCCAAAACCAGAGCGGCCCAAAGGAGCACUCUGACCAGUGUUCUGCAGUUUCUAGAGUCCCGUCCGGCAGCCCACGCCCCUCGCUCCCACCGCACCCCAGGCCUGCAGACACCUCCCCCUCGACGCCUCCUCUCUUCUCUCCCACACGGCCCCCACGGCAUGCUGGGAAAACGCAGCUACCAUCACCACAGCAGGGCUGAGCCGGACAGGCGCUCAGAGAACCCAGGUACAACAGGUGGACCCCUCCUGCAUAACGGCCGCAACAGCAGCAGUGGAAACACCCGGGGUGGAGUGAUGAUCCGCAAGAGACGCCCCAACUGGAUCGAUGCCCCUGAUGACAGCUUCUUCCUCGUCACCCGGGAGACCAGGAGGGCCAGACGGCUGCUGUCCCGCUCCCAGCUGAGGCACGCUUGCCGGCAGCCCUGCGAGCAAAUCACCCUGCGCAGGGUCUCCCAGGGCCCGCCGCAGGGUCUCGUCCUCGCCCCUCCUCACCCUCACCCCAGCCUGAGGAUGCGAGGCCCCAUCGUCAUCCACGACUGAUUGGAUCCUCCGACCUCCACACCUCUAAUGCAUAUACACUAACAAUUUCUCACCUCCUAUUCUAAAAAAAAAACCUUUGCUUUUAGUCCCUUAAAAUACCGUUAUAAUCCUUGACAACACUUAAACAAGCUAUCUAACUGUUGGUAACAGAAGGAUGUGAUGCAAUAGAAACAUACACCAGACCUGACCUGACAGCAAGUGCUGCCUGUUGUUAAUCCCCUGGGAAUGUGUUUGUAUGUGUACAUACUGUAUUUGGAUGCGUGUGUGUGUGUGUGUGUGUGUGUGUGUGUGUGUGUGUGAGAUCAUGUCAACAACACAUGAAAAGAACGAGGGGAAGUUGACGUGCGCUGUUCUUGGUUUUUAUGGAUGGACAUAACGACGGAACUUUGUGUGACCUUUUGUGUUGAUGGUGAAUUGUUGUGAAGUUUUAUCAGUUUGUAUAAAGUUA